Prunus armeniaca (apricot) is the source of this 819-nucleotide messenger RNA. Lineage: Eukaryota; Viridiplantae; Streptophyta; Magnoliopsida; Rosales; Rosaceae. The record is from the annotation of a GenBank genome assembly.
AUGUCUAUCUUACGCCGCCUCAACCCCAACCACCUAAAACUAAAACUACGCCGCCACCGCUUCGCCAGUGUCGCCGCCGCAGUACGCCAGGACACCGCGCUCUGGACCCAAGCCCCACUCUCCGAGAUUGAACCAGCCGCCGAGUCGCUCUUCCACGUCUGCAUCGACCUGUCCGACGCGCCCGACCUCGCUUCGUCCCACACGCGCGCUGGCCAGUAUCUCCAGCUUCGCGUCCCAGACGAGUCCAAGCCCUCGUUUCUGGCCAUCGCGUCGCCGCCUUCGUUGGCGGCGACAAAGGGCGUGUUCGAGUUCUUGGUGAAGAGCGUGGCGGGGUCCACAGCGGAGCUUCUGUGCAGGCUCAAGAGAGGGGACGUCGUGGAGCUAAGCCAGGCUAUGGGGAAAGGCUUCGAGAUUGAUCGGAUCGACCCGCCCGAGAAAUACCCAACGGUUCUAAUAUUCGCCACGGGAUCUGGAAUAAGUCCAAUCCGUUCUCUGAUUGAAUCGGGGUUUAGCGCCGAUACAAGAUCUGACGUCAAGCUCUUCUAUGGGGCUAGAAACCUCGACAGAAUGGCUUAUCAGGAUAGAUUUAAGGACUGGGAAUCUUCAGGUGUUGAGAUUGUGCCAGUAUUAUCACAGCCGCAUGAUGGUUGGACGGGACAAAGUGGUUAUGUGCAGGCUGCUUUUUCCAGAGCCAAGCAAAUUUUUAACCCUCUUUCUACAGCUGCUGUUUUAUGUGGGCAGAAGCAGAUGACUGAGGAGGUUACCUCAAUUCUUAUAGCAGAUGGAGUCUCCAGUGAAAAAAUACUGAAGAAUUUCUGA